AUGAAAGCACCCGACUCUUUCCGGAACCCUGGUCUUUGGUGCGACUUCCACCGCGACCACGGACAUAAAACGGAGGACUGCGCCGCACUAAGGAUCGAGGUCAACGAACUACUCAAGAACGGAUACCUCCGAGAAUUCCUUUCCGAGAAGGCCAAGAGCUAUCUAAACAAAGAGACGUCCGGGAAGCCCACCGAAGCUGUUCCCGCCUCGCCACCUCGACAAGACCGAAUAAUCCACGUCAUAUUAGGAGGCUCGGAAAUCAGUGGUAUAAGCCUUGCUGCCACGAAGAAAAGCACCUGGAACGCCAAGAACGGCCUAGAGGUAGCCAAGCCAAAACGUUUUCUUCUGGGUACGGACGAUAUAAGCUUCACAGCCAAAGAGCAAGAGAAGGUCUUAACCCCACAUCAUGACGCCCUAGUCAUAUCCCGCAUUGUAGCGAACUGCCUAGUAAAGAGGAUAUUGGUAGACAAUGGGAGCUCUGCCAAUAUCAUCUUCCAAGCCGCAUAUCAGGACCUAGGGCUGGAAAAAAGCGCUCUGACACGGAGAAUAACCCCACUCAUAGGAUUCAGCGGAGAAGUCAAACAAACUGCUGGAGAGGUCAUCCUCCCAGUAUACACUGAAGGGAUUAGCAUGUCAACCAAGUUCCUUGUCGUUGACUGCCAAUCACCUUACAACAUGAUCAUGGGACAACCAUGGAUUCAUGACAUGGGAGCCGUCCCUUCGAGUCUUCACAAGAUGGUGAAAUUCCCAACACCCUGGGGCAUAAGAGCAAUCAGAGGAGACCAAGAGAACUCCCGCUCGUGCUACUACACUACUCUGAAGGGAAAGAACAAGGUCUUAUAG
This is a messenger RNA of Brassica napus (rape), 843 nucleotides long. RefSeq lists its product as uncharacterized. Lineage: Eukaryota; Viridiplantae; Streptophyta; Magnoliopsida; Brassicales; Brassicaceae. The record is from RefSeq and is a predicted model, not a curated record. Bases 1 to 843 code for a protein of 280 amino acids. The transcript has a single exon.